UUGACAUUUGUUUGUGAAUUACAAAACAGUGGAAGCCCACGAAUAAACGAGUAGGCUAUUAAUCCAGCGUCCGCUAGUAGGGUCAUUAGCAAUUUAACCUAAAUAACCAGUUGUUAUCUACCAACAUGGCUUUUUGUUAAGUAGAUAAAACAUUGGCUGGGUAUUGUAAUAGCUAUCUCGACAAAUAACGCAAACACCCAGGCCAAUUGAAAUCAGAAUCCAGCGUAUGGACCGAGACGAGGGGAACAAUACAUAGCUAGCCAUAUUCGCAGUACUUAAACGUUAUUGUGAAGAAGAAUAAACGACUAGCUGGCUGGCUAGCAAGAAAAUACGCGAAGUGGAGACUAGACCAGACUCCAGGCCGUCAGACUACGGGCAAAAAUACUGAAGUGUGUGCAGCUAUAAGACCAAUAGAAAAGAGGUACUGCUUCGUGAGGAGAGGCUGGGGAGAAUGUGAAGCACAAUGGCCAACUUUGAAGCCUACCAAGAGUACCACCGGAUUGAGGACUUUGAGGAGGACUCACCGCCUGGAGAGGAGGACCUGUUAGUACAUGUGCCAGAAGGCCUCAAAGACUCAUGGCACCAUAUCAAGAAUCUGGACAACUUCUUCACAAGAAUCUAUCAGUUCCAUCAAAAGAAUGGCUUUGCCUGUAUGAUGUUAUCAGAGUUCUUUGAGCUUUUUCAAUUCCUGUUUGUGGUCACAUUCACAACGUUCCUCUUCAACUGUGUGGAGUAUGAUAUCCUGUUUGCUAAUCGGGCAGUAAACCACACAGGCCCUGGCCAGAACCCCCUUGACCGGAACAAGGUAUCUCUUCCUGAUGCCAUCCUACCAACCCAGCAGUGCACUGAGAGGAUCCAGGAGAACAGUUGGAUCAUCUUUCUGCUUAUCAUGGCAGCCAUAUUCUGGGUCUACCGAAUGGUCAAGGUAUUCUGUAACAUUCUCAGUUACUGGGAGAUCCGACAGUUCUACAUCAAAGCACUGAAGAUCAGAAUGGAAGAGCUGUGUAACUUCACCUGGCAGGAGGUGCAGUGCCGUCUGAUCAGCCUGCAGCGGGAGCAGCAGAUGUGCAUCCACAAGAAGGAGCUGACCGAGCUGGACAUAUACCACCGCAUCUUGCGCUUCAAGAACUACAUGGUGGCCAUGGUCAAUAAGUCUCUGUUGCCUGUACAGCUAAAGCUCCCCCUGCUGGGCAAUCUGGUGUUCCUCACCCAGGGCCUCAAGUACAACUUUGAGCUGAUUCUCUUCUGGGGUCCGGGUUCGCUGUUCCAGAACAAAUGGAACCUGCACCCCAAGUAUAAGCGUGCCGGGAACCGCCUAGAGCUGGCACAGCAACUGAGCCGGGUCAUCCUUCUUAUGGGCUUGGCCAACCUGAUCCUCUGCCCUUUCAUUCUAGUAUGGCAGGUGCUCUAUGCCUUCUUUAGCUACACUGAAAUCAUCAGGAGGGAGCCAGGGAGUCUGGGAGCGCGCCGCUGGUCGCUUUACGGGCGCCUCUACUUGCGGCACUUCAACGAGCUUGAUCACGAGCUGCACGGCAGGCUGGGCCGUGGCUACAAGCCCACCUCCAAGUACAUGAACUCAUUCACCUCACCGCUGCUGACCGUACUUGCCAAGAACGUUGCGUUUUUCUCCGGCUCCGUGCUGGCUGUUCUCAUUGCGCUGACCGUGUACGAUGAGGAUGUCUUGACUGUGCAGCACAUCCUCACUGCCAUCACCGUGCUGGGAGUCAUAAUCACCAUAACCAGGUCGUUUAUCCCAGACGAACACAUGGUGUGGUGCCCAGAGCAGCUGCUGCAGUGUGUGCUGGCUCACAUCCACUACAUGCCGGACCACUGGAGGGGUCACGCCAACAAGAGUGAGACCCGGGACGAGGUGGCGCAGCUGUUCCAGUAUAAAGCGGUGUUCAUCCUGGAGGAAUUGAUGAGCCCCAUCAUCACCCCCUUCAUCCUCAUCUUCCACCUGAGGAACAAGUCCCUGGAGAUCAUCGACUUCUUCCGGAACUUCACCGUGGAGGUCGUCGGUGUGGGAGACAUCUGCUCUUUCGCCCAGAUGGACAUCCGUCGCCACGGGAACCCAAUGUGGAUGUCGGAGGGCCAGACAGAGGCGUCUGUGUACCAGCAGGCUGAGAAUGGCAAGACAGAGCUGUCCCUGAUGCACUUCACCAUCAAGAACCCCCGCUGGCAGCCUCCCCAGGAGAGUUCAGUGUUCAUCAGCCACCUGAAGGAGAAGGUGCACCACGAUGCCCAGGGUGGACCCCCCACACAGCUGCUACUCUCCGAGGCUCCACUCUGCUCCUCCCUGCUCUCCAAUGAGUCUGGCAAUGGACCCGACAACCUGCUGGCCAGUGUCCUGGCCCACCCCGUCCUGACCGCGUCGGGCUUACCGGGCCGAGACCGUCGCUUCGUAGCCCCGAGCACGGCGGCCUCGGCCGCAGCCAGCGUCCUGGCUUCGCUGUCCAUCUCCCACUCCCAGCUGCCCCACCCUGAGGGCACACUGUACCGCAGCGAUCACACCGUCAUGGACAGCGUGUCGGCCAGUGACUCUCAGAUCAAGAGCACAGCGAUGCUUUCGGAGUUCGCCUCGGCUGAGAUGAGUCUCCAUGCCAUUUACAUGCACGAGGUCCACCAACAGAACUCAUUACCCAAUCAGAGGACAUCAGGCCAGUGGCAGAACCCAGUGCCAAUGAGAGAUUUAAGCAGAAACACUGGUUGUCCCGCAAACAGCAGCCACACACCAGUCAGCCUGACUAGUGUGCCCACCCCAUUGCGCCUGGGAGGCUGGACGGAGGAAGAGGAGGAGGAUGCAGAGGAAGAGGAGAUCCUCAACAGUGGGUCAACUCCUAAACAGGACUCCAGGAGUAGCUGUUGAAGUGCCUUAAAUAAAGGGUGUUUACACUUUCUCAACGAACAUUGUGGCCUUAGAUGAUCUUUUUUGGGGAGUAUGGGAUAGAGAGGACUUGUGUGACAUCACAACACACAGAGCGGGCAAUUGACAGAACUCAGUGGACAACCAGUGUCUGUCUUCAACCCUCAUCUUCGCCUCUCUCCCUAUCACAUUAGGAGGUGCAGCGUCAGGGAAACCCACCUUAUGUCUUCCAUUCCUCUCUCCAUGUCAUCAUAAAAUGUAUGUACAUCACUCACAUAGAGGACCGGAGUCUGUCUGUUUGAGAGCGCAGUUUAUUUAAGGAUUUAUUCUAUUCUGGGUGUGUGUCUGCGCGUAUGUGUCUGCGCGUAUGUGUCUGCGCGUAUGUGUCUGCGCGUAUGUGUGUGUAUAUGUGUGUAUAUGUGUGUG
Esox lucius (northern pike) is the source of this 3289-nucleotide messenger RNA. It is a transcript of the gene atg9b, whose product is annotated as autophagy related 9B. Bases 464 to 2866 code for a protein of 800 amino acids. Gene Ontology annotation, biological process: autophagy of mitochondrion; protein localization to phagophore assembly site. Lineage: Eukaryota; Metazoa; Chordata; Actinopteri; Esociformes; Esocidae. The transcript is spliced from 16 exons. The record is from RefSeq and is a predicted model, not a curated record. Gene Ontology annotation, cellular component: autophagosome; phagophore assembly site.